This is a messenger RNA of Sungouiella intermedia, 3828 nucleotides long. The record is from the annotation of a GenBank genome assembly. Lineage: Eukaryota; Fungi; Ascomycota; Pichiomycetes; Serinales; Metschnikowiaceae.
AUGAGACUUAUUGGCUACACUCAAGCCGGCCAUUACCCAUCGGCUGCGUUGGCUGAAACACCGGGUCCAUUACCAAAAUUUGCGGGCUUGGCUUUGCCCACGCUCUCUGCACAGCCAACAAACAACUCGUUGUUGCAGACCCAGCCUAGUGCCUUGAUACCUCAAAACACUGCCACUCUACAGUCUGUUCCCCAGGAAAACAUUUCUCCAGUAUCUGCUGCGGACUUCCAGCGCUUUGGACAGAUGUUUGUUAAAACUACUGGUUCUGAAACGGCGCUUUUAGAUGGAUCCACUGCAAAAGAUAUCUUUCUUAAGGCCCGAUUGCCUACUGCGACUUUGGGUCAGAUUUGGAGCUUGGUUGACUUGUCUAACCGCGGCUCAUUGGAGUUACCUGCCUUUGUAAUGGCCAUGCACUUGAUCCAUGGCUUGUUGAGUGGUUCUAUUAAGCAAUUGCCUCCAUUUUUGCCUGAACAUGUAUGGCAGUCCGUCAACCAUAAUUCCUCUGCUCUGGGUGCCCGCCAAGCCUCCUACUCGUCAAUUGCCUCGCUGCAGUCGACAGUUAGACACCCUCCAGUGCAGCAAAAGCCUCUGGUGGCUUCUGUUCCUGAGCAGUCUCGUCUGGAGUCGGGUGGAAGUGCUGAAUCCGAAUGGUCCGUACUGGCCGCUCAGAAGAAGCAGAUGGAUUCAAUUUUUGAUAGUUUGGACAAGGACAAAAAGGGUGCCUUGAACCCUGACCAAGUCGCUAAUUACCUCAUGACGUCUCGCUUGGACCAGCAUGACCUUGCUGCUAUCUGGGAUUUGUCGGACAUUCAGAACACUGGAAUCUUCAGCAAAUUGGAGUUUGCAAUCGCCUUGUUCUUGGUCAAUCGAAAAAUUGCUGGACUCUCCUUGCCAAAUGUGGUUCCCGACUCUUUGAUUGCCUCUCUUAAAGCUGAUCGCGUUCCUUCCAUUCCCCCAUCUCGGGAGAAUACUCGUCAGUAUGGCCUGCCACAGAGACCGACUUCUCAGCCAAAUGUUUCCGAAUCCAACAAGCCUGCUGUGAAAUCUUCCAUGGAUGAACUUGCUGAUAUUUUCGGGUCUCCAUCGCCUGACACCAGUGGACAUGUCACUCCAAACCCGACCUUGAAUAAGACUUCCACCAAGAGUGACUUGACCCACACUACUGACUUGCCAAAGGUUAGAACUCAGUUGACCUCCUCAUUCAAGCCCACCUCCACAUUUGGUCAAUCUUUACUUGCUCUGCAGAAGUCUGUUGAUAGUCCAAGUUUAAUCGGUGAUGAUGUGCCAUCUCAGACGCACACCCCACCAUCUGAGAGUACUAGUACAUCAGCUCCUCCCACUGUAAUUCCUUCUUCUGCUUCUCAGCAAAGGGCACCAACUCAAGAAGUUUUUGACCAGCCAAAGCAGAAGACUGUGGAUUACGAGGCUUUGAGAUCGGUUCCCCCUCCUCCACCAAAAACCAGAACAUUUGAACAGAAUCAACAAUUGCAGCCAUCUGGAUCUCUGCACUUGUCUUAUUUUGGCUCUGGAAGCCCUUCUGUUUCCAACAGAGACGUCUCUGGCCAAUCUGGGAACUCUGAUUUACUUGCAGACUCGGAGAUUUCCGGUCAAUUAUCUGAAGCAACUUCAAAUAUUGCCAAUAUCUCCACCCAAGUUAAGUCAUUGACUACCCAGACUUCCAACUUGCAUGAAAAGAAGUUGAGGGCUGAUCAAGAAUUGACCAGAAUCUUGGCAAUUAAGGAAGACAUUGAGAAUAAACUCAAGGUGUUGAGGGCCUCGUACGCUAACGAGGUCAAGCAAGUUGAACAAGUGGAAGCCACUUUAGCCAAUGCUAAGGAAGAAACGGAAGCAUUACGUUCCGAAGCUUCUAUCACUGAGGCUAAGUUGAAUAACGUUUCUGGUGAGCUAAACGAGAAGCAAGUAGCUGUUGAAGAGCUUCAGAAGACCAAUUCUGUUUUGAAAGAAAAGUUGGGGAUUUUGAACGCCGAAAUUGCAGAGAUUCAGAAGCAGGCCGAGUCUAAGCAACUUGAGAAUUCUCAAUUGGAAAAGGAGGUCAGCGUCAGAAAGUCUCAACUUCAAGUAGCCAUUGUCAAAGUUGAUGACCUCAAAUCUGAAAUUCUGGAUCUCGAGGCUUCAAAUGAGAAAUACAAGCUAGACAUCCAAAAGCACGAGGAAGAAGUUAAAAAGGCAGAGGAAGAGAGAAUCGCAGCUGAAAAGCGGGCCAAGGAGUUGGAGCUUCACAAUGAGGCACUCAAAAAGACUGUUGCAUCUCAGAAGACGCCCUCUAAGUCCUCUGGACUUGGUACUGCUGUUGCAGCUACUGCAGCUGCUGCUGUCGGCGGCGCAGCGGGUUUCGCUGGUGCCCAUUUUUUGGGAUCAUCAGAAAGUCAAGAAGAAUCCGUAAGAGCUGAACCUCCGGCCGAGUCGACUCAAAAGUCUGUCGAUUUGCCUGUUCAGCAAUCAACUGAACAGACAGAACCAAAGCAGGGGUCAGUCACUGAAGUUGAACUUCCCGGUGCCCUUCUGUUUGGAAAGGAAUCAGUUGAAUCUUUUCAUGCCUCAAAUGAAGUUGAAAGUACCGCUGAACCAACUAUUGCUGGUUUGGUAGAUGAAGUUCAAGAUAAGCCGACUGAGGAUAUGACGGGUUUGGAUGAUUUCGAGGAAGCAGAGCAUAAAGCACCACAACUUGACACUACGGAAUUUAACUCAGCGGACCUUGACGAUCUAAAGGAGAGAUAUCCUGAGAUUGACACAGUCGACGACAGAACCAACCAAACUGGCUCCGUUUCUGCAGUGACUGAUUCUUACAGACAGACUGGAAGUAUCGAAACUCCAAUUACUUCGCCAGAUAAUUCUGAAUACAGAUACCAGGCUGGUGCUGCUGGUGUAGUGGGCGGGAUGGUUGGCAUGCCAGGUGUUUUAGUUGGCGUACAAAGAACUGACUCCAUGACCUCUAGCGUACAGAAUAACGCAUCAUUGUCUGUACGUGAUGACAACAUUGAUGAUGUCAGCGAGCGUGAAACCUUAGAGGACUUGCCAGCUCCUUCAAAUCCAGAUUCUCUGACAGAGAUCAAGGAGGGUGAGGGACGUCUAGAGGACUCUGAAGGGGAGAGGCUUUCUUCUGGUGUUGAGCUGUUUGAGAUCGUGAACGCUGACGAAGCGAGAGGCUUGGAGAACUCUAACAGGUUGGAAGGAUCCACCCAUCCAUUGGCGCAAAGCUUCGUUCAACCUGCCCAGAACAAGUAUGAUGAGGAGUUUCCUCCAAUUCAGGAAUUCAAUUACGAUGAAAGCUCUUCUUCAGAGGAAGACGAGGACAUCCCAGAAGAAAAAUUUGAUGACGCCGUCGAUCAUAUUUCACCUCGCCCAACAGCAGGCGAGUCAGCUGCGACAGAUGAGUUUGACGACGACUUCAAUGACCUCGAGCCAGCAGUGCAAGAAAAGGAUAUUCCACAUGAGGAUUUGUUUGGAGAUGAAUUCAAUGACUUGAAGAUUGCAGAGGCUGAUGAGGGUGAGGACUUCCCUGUUGAGCAAGAAGUGACCAUGGACGAUCACUUCACUGGAGCAGUCGAUGGUGGAUUCGUUGCACAUUCCUCUGCUCCAGACUUCUCUGUUGGUGGAUCAGCACCGGACGCUAACGACGAAUGGGAGCAGUUAUUUGCUGGAUUUGGUAAUGCCAACACUGCACAGCAGCCGAUUGAUAGCUCCAAGACUACUGCCAUUGACGAGUUGGUUGGCAUGGGAUUCUCGGAGUCAGCAGUAGUAGAGGCUUUGGAAAAGGAAAACUGGAAUGUUGAGGCCGCCACAAACUACUUGUUAGAUAACGCCUAA